Molecule: messenger RNA, 2748 nt
Organism: Chanos chanos (milkfish)
Lineage: Eukaryota; Metazoa; Chordata; Actinopteri; Gonorynchiformes; Chanidae
Product: metabotropic glutamate receptor 4-like
Exons: 10
Coding region: 1-2748 (915 amino acids)
Biological process (GO): G protein-coupled receptor signaling pathway
Cellular component (GO): membrane
Molecular function (GO): G protein-coupled receptor activity
Source: RefSeq, a predicted model, not a curated record
AUGACACGGACUGGAGGUAAUUUGCGGGACUGGGCUGUUUGUCACGGCUCGUGUUGGUUUCUGAUUUUCACUGGGUGUGUGUUGGUGGCCUAUUCAGCCAAACCUCGGGCACCUGGACACACACACCUGAACUCCAUCCGUAUUGAUGGAGACAUCACUCUGGGUGGACUGUUCCCAGUGCAUGCACGUGGGAAUGACGGCAAAGCCUGUGGAGAGUUGAAAAAAGAGAAGGGUAUCCAUCGUUUGGAGGCCAUGCUCUUUGCUCUGGAUAGAAUCAACAAUGACAAUGAACUUUUGCCCAACAUCACGCUCGGCGCACGGAUCCUGGACACCUGCUCGCGGGAUACACAUGCGUUAGAGCAGUCGCUGACGUUUGUGCAAGCUUUGAUUGAGAAGGACAGUUCGGACGUGAAAUGCCUCAGCGGGGGGCCACCCAUCAUCACUAAACCAGAGCGGGUUGUGGGCGUUAUUGGAGCGUCAGCCUCCUCCGUCUCCAUUAUGGUGGCCAAUAUCCUGCGACUCUUUAAGAUACCUCAGGUGAGCUAUGCCUCUACAGCCCCAGAGCUGAGCGACAACACCCGAUAUGAUUUCUUUUCCCGCGUGGUUCCUCCUGACACUUACCAGGCUCAGGCCAUGCUGGACAUUGUCAAAGCCAUGCACUGGAACUACGUGUCCACCGUGGCAUCUGAGGGAAACUACGGUGAGAGCGGAGUGGACGCCUUCAUCCAGAAAUCCCGCGAAGACGGAAGUGUGUGCAUUGCUCAGUCUGUGAAGAUUCCUCGAGAACCCAAACCUGGAGAAUUCGAUAAAAUCAUUCGCCGACUGCGGGAUAACCCAAAUGCUCGAGUUGUUAUUCUAUUCGCCAACGAGGAUGACAUCAGGCGACUCCUGGAAGCUGCUAAAAAGGUGAACCAGACAGGCCACUUCCUGUGGGUGGGCUCAGACAGCUGGGGAUCUAAAAUAUCUCCAGUGCUGAACCAGGAGGACAUGGCGGAGGGAGCAGUCACUAUCCUGCCCAAACGGCAGUCUAUUAAAGGGUUCGAUCGCUACUUCAUCAGCCGAACGCUUGACAACAACAGGAGAAAUAUCUGGUUUGCAGAGUUCUGGGAGGACAAUUUCCAAUGCAAACUCAGUCGUCAUGCACUCAGGAAAGGAUCAGGAGUCAAGAAAUGCACAAACCAUGAGAGGAUUGGGAAGGACUCAUCAUAUGAACAGGAGGGGAAGGUACAGUUUGUGAUAGACGCAGUUUAUGCCAUGGCCCACGCACUGCACAACAUGCAUAAAGACCUGUGUCCAGGUAGGAUCGGACUCUGCUCCAAAAUGGAAACCAUCAAUGGCACCCAGCUCCUCAAAUACAUCCGCAACGUCAAUUUCACUGGUAUUGCUGGUAAUCCUGUGGUCUUCAAUGUGAACGGGGACGCUCCUGGCCGAUAUGAGAUCUACCAGUACCAGAUAAAUAACAACACAGCUGAGUACAAGAUCAUUGGCCACUGGACCGAUCAGCUCCAGCUAUAUGAUAAGAACAUUCAGUGGCCAGGUGGAUCUCGCCAGGUGCCCACCUCCAUAUGCAGCCAGCCGUGCCGCCCAGGAGAGCGUAAGAAAACAGUGAAGGGUAUUCCGUGCUGCUGGCUCUGUGAACGCUGUGAUGGAUACCAGUACCAGGCUGACACCUACACCUGCAAGAUGUGCCGUUUUGAUCUGCGGCCCAACGAGAACCACACAGCGUGCCAGCCCAUACCUAUCGUUAAACUGGAGUGGAGCUCACCCUGGGCAGUGGUGCCUGUCUUCAUUGCCAUCCUGGGCAUCAUGGCCACGCUGUUUGUGGUUGUAACCUUUGUUCGUUAUAAUGACACGCCCAUCGUUAAAGCCUCUGGAAGAGAGCUGAGCUACGUCUUACUAACAGGAAUCUUCCUUUGUUACGCCACCACUUUCCUUAUGAUCUCAGCACCUGAUGUGGGCAUCUGCUCUCUCCGCCGGAUCUUUCUGGGCCUGGGAAUGAGCAUAAGCUAUGCUGCGCUUCUUACCAAAACAAACCGCAUCUACCGAAUCUUUGAACAGGGCAAAAAAUCUGUUAGCGCACCGCGGUUCAUCAGCCCAGCUUCCCAGCUGGUUAUCACUUUCAGCCUGAUCUCGGUGCAGCUGCUGGGAGUUUGUGUCUGGUUUGUUAUGGAUCCUUCACAAGCUAUCAUUGAUUAUGAGGAUCAACGCACAGCUAAUCCAAAGCUAGCGCGCGGUGUGUUAAAAUGCGACAUCUCUGACCUGUCUCUGAUCUGUCUGCUGGGCUACAGCAUGCUGCUCAUGGUAACCUGCACCGUUUAUGCCAUUAAGACCCGUGGAGUCCCUGAGACCUUCAAUGAGGCCAAACCUAUUGGCUUCACCAUGUACACAACCUGCAUUAUCUGGCUAGCCUUCAUCCCUAUCUUCUUUGGCACCUCCCAGUCCACUGAGAAGAUGUACAUCCAGACAACGACACUGACCAUCUCUGUGAGCCUGAGUGCCUCUGUGUCUCUAGGAAUGCUCUACAUGCCUAAAGUCUACGUGGUUCUGUUCCAUCCAGAGCAAAAUGUUCCCAAACGUAACCGAAGCCUGAAGGCAGUGGUCACCGCUGCCACCAUGUCCAACAAAUUCACCCCGAAAGGUGGCCUGCGACCAAAUGGGGAGGCCAAAUCAGAAUUAUGUGAGAGUCUGGAGACACAAGCAUUGGCCUCGAAGCAAACAUAUAUUAGCUACAGUAACCAUGCUAUUUAA